This is a messenger RNA of Boleophthalmus pectinirostris (great blue-spotted mudskipper), 3905 nucleotides long. RefSeq names its product nedd4 binding protein 1 (gene n4bp1). The record is from RefSeq and is a predicted model, not a curated record. Gene Ontology annotation, molecular function: RNA binding. Bases 188 to 3085 code for a protein of 965 amino acids. Gene Ontology annotation, biological process: negative regulation of proteasomal ubiquitin-dependent protein catabolic process; negative regulation of protein ubiquitination. Gene Ontology annotation, cellular component: nucleus; PML body. The transcript has 12 exons. NCBI's taxonomy places the organism in Eukaryota, Metazoa, Chordata, Actinopteri, Gobiiformes, Gobiidae.
UCGGGGCUUCCGCGUUACUAGCCCUUUAGCUUCACCUGUGCCCAUGUCGCCAGGCACCGUAAAGGCUGCGCAUACUCCUGCGGCACACCUUACAUAUAAAAUGUUAGUCCAUUUAGGUCCCGCGAUCUUUCAGAUUUGGGACAUGUAAAGCGAACUUCCUAAAACGAAGGAGGAAGCUGUAGACAAGAUGUCAACAACGCGGCCCCUCCUCGGGUUGAGACGAGGCACCGAGCUAACGUACGACGAGCAGCCCAGCGGCAAGCUCCCUGUGGCCCCUGGGAGACCCAUGCAAGACGGCAACACGGUGGACGAGUUUACGGUUCUGGAGGACAAAGAGGAAGAGCUGAAAUGUGCGAAGCCGAGGGUGGAACAGGUUUUUAAGGUGGCCUUUACUAUUAUUGGUUUGUUGGACCACACGGGAAGCAAAACAUCGCGGCAGAUUUGGCUCCAGCUCCUCGGGAAUAGAGACAGUGUGUCGAAAGCUAAGGAGUACAUCCGAGGCCUGUGUGAUCCAGAGCUUGUAAAAGAAGAGUGUUACCCUGUGGACAUGCAUUGUAUCUUCGCGGGUGCUCGCGGCCUCUUCCUCGACAGGCUCAUACGAGACACAAGUGCAGAGGUUCAGGUACCUGAGCCCGGGAGACUGCGGCUCUUGGGACAGGCAGAACCUGUGGUGAUGGCCCAAAGUAGGGUUCAGCAGUUUGUAGCAUUGUUUCAGGACAAAACAAGUUUACCUAGUGACAGAGAACCAGCAUUGAAGCGAGCUUUCAAGUCCUUUGUGGAGGAGAGGGAUGACAAGUACACUAUGGAGCUUCUGCUUCUGCCCAGCGCCCUGAAGGAGGAGCUACUGGGCUUGGCACACAGCCCCACUGGUUCUAGUGCAUCUCCAAUGGCACUUAAUCAGAGUAUAGCAGAGGUGGAACAAGAUCGAUCUCAGAGUAGCACUCCUGUGACUGAGCUCUCCCACCGUAUCCUGGAUGCUAGUUUUGAUGAAAAGGGGACGAAUGGCCCCUCUGCAGCUCCCAAAGCAGGAGGUGGAAUAGGACUGGGACCUGAGGUGCUUCUGCUCAAUGGUACACGACCCAGCCACAAGAGGCGCUCAUCAGCAAGUGAGACCAGAGACACAAAGAGACAAUAUUCCCUGGAGCGUAGAGAGGACUCACCAGAAAGGGCUCGCGAGCGGGAAAGACGGGAUAGAGAAGGCAGAGGGGGCAGCGCCAGCUGUCGAUCCAAAACCCCCUGUUCAACCUCAACCUUCUGCUCCAAGGCCAACACUGUCGGCCCCAUCAUGAUGACCGCUAGUGAGGGCAACCUGGAUGAUGGAGAGGCAGUCAGCCCAGAAACCAAUCUCCGCUGCUUAGUCAAUUUUUUUAGAACAAUGGGAUACCAGCAAGAAGUAGUGGAGCGUGUUGUGAGACAAGAAGCGGGUCAAACAGAAGAUACAUUUGUGUUGCUGGAGAAGAUUGAUGAAGAAACCAAACGAUUGAAAGGAGUGACAAACUCCUCACGCUCUCCAGACGCCCCAUCAUCUUCCUCAUGUUCAUCCACUAACAUGUCUCAGUGCAGAGGAAAGGACUGGGACUACAACAGGGCAUUGGUGGAUUCAGGAAAAGCAAAAGAAAACAUUCGACCGAACCAGCAAGCAGGAAGUAGUAAUGGCCUCGGCCACCGAAGACAGUGCAGCCACAGCGAGACCAGCACCCAGCAGAUUGUUGCAAUCAAGAGGAGCUCGAGUGCUCAAGGAGGAGCAGGAAACUAUGAAGUCAUCACAAUCGAUGACGAUGACGAUGAUGAAGGUGAAGACGAAGUCAUCCCCAAAGAAACCAAAGCGGGUGAUAACAGGACAUGUCCCAUGUUGGCUGUGAGCCAUCAGGACCCCAGAACAGAGUACUUGGCCCGUGGUGGAAGUGGGGUGACUCAGAAGGACUAUUUAUCCAGGGGUGGAACUAAGACUUUGGGGGGAUCAGUUAAACUGGAGACAGUGACAGCACUGCGGAGUACACCUCAGUGGCUAACAGCCACCAGCUCCAUGUCUUCAAUUCCCAGUUCGGCUCAGGCCAUUAACCGACCUCCAGCAUCAUCUUGUCAAACGAUUGGCCAUGGUGGUUUCAAUGGUGCACGAAUGCCUCCAGCCAGUGAGCCCCCAGUGCCCCCGGUCACUGGUUUAGCUCGUUUCCACCAGUCUUUGAGGACUCCCUAUACUCUGACACUGCCAAAUGAACCUGGGCGGCCUGGUCUGAGACACAUCAUCAUUGAUGGCAGCAAUGUGGCAAUGGCCCACGGCCUUAAUCGAUUCUUCUCCUGUCGGGGAAUAGCGUUGGCUGUGGAGGUUUUCUGGAGGCGGGGCCACAGGGAGAUCACGGUGUUUGUGCCUCAGUGGAGACAGAAAAGAGACAGACUCACAACAGAGCAACAUUUUCUGAACCAGCUUGAAGAUCUCCGGUUGCUGUCAUUCACUCCCUCCAGAGAGGUCUGUGGACAAAGAAUAGCCUCACAUGAUGAUAGGUUCUUGCUGCAUCUUGCUGAAAAGACUGAUGGCGUUAUUGUAACCAAUGACAACCUGAGGGACUUUGUUAAAACCUCAGAGACCUGGCGCUGGAUUAUUCAGGAGCGGUUGCUUCAGUUUACAUUUGUAGAGGACCACUUUAUGAUUCCAGAUGAUCCACUUGGAAGAAAAGGGCCUCACAUAGAUGAAUUCCUCCGAAAAGAUGCCAGGCGGCUUCCUAUGACCCCCCCUCCUCUGAGACCUCCAGACCUGCGGCCCAGCUCCCAUCAGCAGCAGGCUGUGUAUGCUCCAGGGCUGCACUCCUCUCACCCCUCUGUUUCCAUUCCCCCUUUUCCCCACACUGGACUCUCUCACCCCAACGCCCACUGGUCACACUCGGGCCCCCCGGAGUGGCACCCACCGCGCCGAUCGCCUUCCCCUUCACCUUCUCCCCCUCCCCAACGCUCUCCAGGAGAAACAUCAGAGCUCAAGAAGAAACUCUAUGACAUCUUCCCUGACCAAAAGCAACGCAUUGACCGCAUCCUCAGUGACAACCCUUAUAUGAGGGACCUGAACGCACUAUCUGGACUGCUGCUGGGCUGACUGUUCAGACCUCAUUAUUAAACUUAUUUAUUUUUAUCGGCAGCCACAAGGAGAUUUGUUGAUUAUUAUUUACAAAGAACUGGUAUAAAAGGAGCUGCUACCAACUGAAGUGGGGGCAGAGACGCUUUCUCUUUUUUGUUGAAACUUGUUAGUAGUGUUACACUGGUUAAAAACAAACACGGAAAAACAUGUAACCAUUGCAGGGGAGUAAAAUAUACACAGAACGAAUGUGGACCCAACUUGCCCAAUAGAAAGAGUUUUUUGAUCUCAGCAAUGCCAAUUACAUUUUAAUAGAUCUCCAAAUAUACCAGCACACUUAAAUUAGAUCAUUAAACUUGUAGUCCAGUUUUACCUGAGACUUUCUUAUUAGCAUGGCAUUCGUCCAAUUUUGUUUUAGUUCUGUUCUGUUCUUAUGUCUCCAUCCAGAUAUUUGAUCUGGCAUUUGGUGCCAUGAAACACUACAGGUUUCUUUUUUUCCGAAAAUGCCAACAUAUACAUUAGAUUUCAGUGGAAUCUGUCUUCAGUGUUAUUUUUUCUGUCUCCCUGACCAUGGAUGGCAUAUAAUAUGUACUAUAUCUGAGUUUUGUAGUAUAAGAAACACUUAGAAGCAUUGUAAAAAGUCUGCACAAAAACCUUAACAGUGCUGAACACGUUUGUUCGUUCUUGCUCUGUUGUUAAAUAUAAAUGAAGGAUUCUUAAUUUCAUGACUUUAUAUCUUUCUGUUUUGUAAAUACGAGCUUUGGGCCUCAGUGCACAUAAGGUUUUAUGGUUGUGUGGUUGUGAAAAGACUACACAAAUACACCAGUCCCAUAAACAUUCA